This is a messenger RNA of Penicillium odoratum, 1161 nucleotides long. RefSeq names its product DUF1212 domain membrane protein. The record is from RefSeq and is a predicted model, not a curated record. Gene Ontology annotation, biological process: transmembrane transport. Gene Ontology annotation, molecular function: transmembrane transporter activity. Bases 1 to 1161 code for a protein of 386 amino acids. The transcript is spliced from 3 exons. NCBI's taxonomy places the organism in Eukaryota, Fungi, Ascomycota, Eurotiomycetes, Eurotiales, Aspergillaceae.
AUGGACCCUACCAGACCUAUCGGUUGGGAGAGCCAGAGCUCACACAUCAGUCAUCGGGAUGUCGCAACCCCAAAUUCAGAGCUUGCGAACCGUCAUGACGAACAGCCGGAUAUGCCGAGGCAGAAGAGAAGUCCGCGAGAUCAGUCACCAUCGCAUCUACACCAGAGAAAUUUUGGCUCGAAUUCGAGAUAUGAGCAUGGAAAUUUAGCGGGAGAGAACACCGCCAUGAGCAAGGCCUUGGUACCUCGAUUGCUUCCUCCAUCCUCGACCUGUAAUGUCGAGAGCGCAGCAGCAAAUCGCCAUGCGUCGGUUUCAGGCGAUCCUGAGACUGGAAUAUCCCAGCUCGUUCUUGAGGCCCAUCAGCUGGUGCGGGAUAUAGUGUACGACCAGCCUGACCAGCAAGCUGCUGGUCAACAGUCAGAACAGGCGAUGAAAUUUGGAGUGCAGCGUCGUGAAAGUGAGGGAGGAGUCCUUGCCAAUUUGCUCAAGCUUUACGGAGGUCUGGAUGCGCCACAAAUUACGCAUUCACAAAGCGACGAACUUCCAUCAGUCCGACCACCCAAUACUCCCAUUGGAGCGAGGACGCCAAGUAAAGUGAUCCCUUGGAGGCAAAAAGCAAUAUGGCUUGGAAAGCAACGAGGUACACCAACAGAUACGAUGCAUGAUGGUAUCAGCCCGGGCGAAACAAGUUCCGCAAUUUUCAAAGAGAGACUCGAUGUUACUCCCAAAUCGAAAAGCGAGAAAGCGGACCGCCGCAUCCGAUUAGAAGACGAAAUUCGCAUCACAGUUCACAUUGCCGAUAUUCUUUCCCGCCAAAAGUAUAUCAUUCAGCUCUGCAAGGCUUUCAUGAUCUUUGCCGAUACUCAUGAUGUCUACAAAAAUGUGGUGCACGACGUCAUGGGUGUUGACGAGGCCACCAGUGAGCUGCAGAGAAUCACGAACAGUAAGGCUAGGUAUAAUAAGUGGAUUAUCGUGGUGGUCUAUGGGAUCGCCUCAGCUAUGGUCGGUCCUUUUGCAUUUUACGCAAGACCUAUCGACAUGCCAAUAAUCUUCUUUAACGGCGCUCUUCUUGGGAUUCUGCAGCAUGUUAUUGCCCCACGAUUAGUGCUGUACUCCAAUGUCUUCGAGGUAAUCGCCUCAGCUCUCACCUCCUUCAUCUAA